Neogale vison (American mink) is the source of this 1324-nucleotide messenger RNA. It is a transcript of the gene CXCR5, whose product is annotated as C-X-C motif chemokine receptor 5. The transcript has 3 exons. The record is from RefSeq and is a predicted model, not a curated record. Gene Ontology annotation, cellular component: membrane. NCBI's taxonomy places the organism in Eukaryota, Metazoa, Chordata, Mammalia, Carnivora, Mustelidae. Bases 95 to 1219 code for a protein of 374 amino acids. Gene Ontology annotation, molecular function: C-X-C chemokine receptor activity. Gene Ontology annotation, biological process: immune response; B cell activation; chemotaxis.
CAUCCUUUGAAGAAGGACUGAAGGCACCCAAAAUGCACCAGAGAGUCUCUCAGCAUCAGUCAGUGACCAGCCCGGUUGACAUACGGCUACAAACAUGAACUACCCCCUAACCCUGGACAUGGACCUUAUGAACUACAACCUGGAGGACGUGUACAGAGAACUAGGCAACUACAGCGACAGCACUGAGAGUCCCACAGUGGAAAAUCACCUCUGCUCCACCGUCGAGGGGCCCCUCCUGACCUCCUUCAAGGCUGUGUUCAUGCCGGUGGCCUAUGGCUUUAUCUUCCUCCUGGGUAUGAUGGGCAACAUCCUGGUGCUGGUGAUUCUGGAGCGGCACCGGCACACACGCAGUUCCACGGAGACCUUCCUGUUCCACCUGGCGGUGGCCGACCUCCUGCUGGUCUUCAUCCUGCCUUUCGCCGUGGUAGAGGGCUCUGUGGGCUGGCGCCUGGGCACUGUCCUCUGCAAGACUGUGAUCGCCCUGCACAAGAUCAACUUCUACUGCAGCAGCCUGCUCCUGGCCUGCAUCGCCGUGGACCGCUACCUAGCCAUUGUCCACGCCGUCCACGCCUACCGCCACCGCCGCCUCCUCUCCAUCCACAUCACCUGUGCCACCAUCUGGGGGGCGGGGUGCUUCUUCGCCUUGCCGGAGAUCCUCUUCGCCAAAGUCAGCCAACCCCACCACAACGACUCCCUGCCCCGCUGCACCUUCUCCCAGGAGAACAGGGCUGAAACCAACGCCUGGUUCACCUCCCGCUUCCUCUACCACGUCGGAGGGUUCCUGCUGCCCAUGCUGGUGAUGGGCUGGUGCUACGUCGGGGUGGUGCACAGACUGUGCCAGGCCCAGCGGCGCCCUCAGAGGCAGAAGGCAGUCAGGGUGGCCAUCCUGGUGACGAGCGUCUUCUUUCUCUGUUGGUCACCCUACCACAUCGUCAUCUUCCUGGACACCCUGGCGAGGCUGAAGACCGUGGGCUACAGCUGUGAGCUCAACAGCUACCUCUCGGUGGCCAUCACCAUGAGCGAGUUCCUGGGCCUGGCCCACUGCUGUCUCAAUCCCAUGCUCUACACUUUCGCGGGCGUGAAGUUCCGCAGCGACCUGUCGCGCCUUCUGACCAAGCUGGGCUGUGCCGGCCCCGCGUCCCUUUGCCAGUUGCUCCCCACAUGGCGCAAGAGCAGCCUCUCGGAGUCCGAGAAUGCCACCUCCCUCACCACCUUCUAGGUCCUGGCCCCCCUCGGGCCUGCCUUCCGUGGGGGUGCGGUGUUGCAGGAACCCCUUCCAGCAGGAGCUGGGACCCUAGGAGAUGGGACCCCCACUCUCCUCAUC